Molecule: messenger RNA, 1029 nt
Organism: Hypomesus transpacificus
Lineage: Eukaryota; Metazoa; Chordata; Actinopteri; Osmeriformes; Osmeridae
Product: trace amine-associated receptor 13c-like
Exons: 1
Coding region: 1-1029 (342 amino acids)
Biological process (GO): G protein-coupled receptor signaling pathway
Cellular component (GO): membrane
Molecular function (GO): trace-amine receptor activity
Source: RefSeq, a predicted model, not a curated record
AUGGCCAGUUCUGAGGACCAGUGGUGCUACCCAACCUCAAACUUGUCCUGCCCCAGAUUAGUGUUCAGUUUUGGGGCUCAGGUAACUCUCUACCUGGUGUUCCUUGUGGGCAUCCUGGUCACCAUCCUGGGCAACUCUGUAGUCAUCAUCUCCAUCGCCCACUUCAAGCAGCUUCACAGUCCAACUAACAUGAUGGUGAUGUCUCUAGCUCUGGCUGACCUGUUACUAGGUUUAACUGUGAUGCCCUUCAGCAUGAUGAGGACUGUACAGGGCUGCUGGUACUAUGGCGACUCUUUCUGCCUCCUGCACUCCAGCUUUGACAUGUUCCUGUCUUAUGUCUCCAUCUACCACCUGGUCUCCAUUUCGAUUGAUCGCCAUGAGGCAAUCUGCAACCCUAUGCUCUACUCAGUCCACAUCACCAUGCCUGUGGCCUGGAUCAUGAUCUCAGCCAGCUGGGUAAUAGCAGCUCUGUACACCUAUGGACUCCUCUACUCUAAGGCUUACAUGACUGGAUUAGAGGACUUCCUGGAUUCUGUAAAAUGUCAUGGUGAAUGCAUGAUAGUUUUCAACAGCUUGUGGGGGACCCUAAGCACAAUCAUAGUUUUCUUUUUCCCUGUGUGUGUCAUGGUGUGUUUGUAUACUGAGAUCUACCAGGUAGCUAAGAAGCAUGCCAGGAGGAUAGAAGAUGCCAUCCACAGAGUUGGAAGGUGGGCUAACCAGGAAGUGGGGAAGGGCGCAGUGUCGAAACGCUCAGAGCGCAAAGCAGCCAAGACGCUGGGUGUAGUGGUGAGUGUGUUCAUCUUUUGCUGGUUGCCAUUCUUUGUCAACAUAAUGAUAGCACAUCAAAUUGGCUUCAGAACACCUGAGGGACUUUUUAUGGUGUUUUGCUGGUUAGCGUAUUUUAACUCUACUUUAAACCCUAUCAUAUAUGCUCUGUUCUACCCCUGGUUCAGGAAAUCUAUUCAUCUUAUUGUCACCCUAAAAAUAUUUACCAGACACUCGUGUGAUAUGAAUGUGUUUGAUACUUGA